CUAGGGAUUUGAUUGUAAAUGUUUCUCCAACCAAAAAACAGUAGCGUGUUGCAGUUGCAGAGUUGUACUACGGUGGACUCGAAACAAAUUAAAUCAGAAGAUGAUGAUGAUUCAUAUGAAUUAAAAGGAAAAAUUGAAAACCGCCAACCAAUCACACAAACAGAUAAAACCAACUUCAGUUUUCAAUUUCGAUUCUAUAGUUUUUUUCAAAACCCAUUCGCCAAUUAGUUAGUUUCAAUCUUCUAUUUACAUGCAAUUCUUUUAUUGUGAUUUAGUGAUCGUCGAAUGUUGAAAACGGUGCCUUUUGAGGCUAAUACUUUGUUGGGUGUUGUUAAAGUUUGAAGUUUUUGACAUUUUUCAAGAAAUUAUUGAAGAAUCAUUAAUAAUAAUAGAGUUCGAGGGUUAAAAUCAAUGGCAGAGGGAUAUAGGGGAAUGUCGUCUGAUAAUAUAAAGGGAUUAGUGUUGGCAUUGUCUUCAAGCUUCUUUAUUGGCGGCAGCUUUAUUGUCAAGAAAAAGGGUUUGAAGAAAGCUGCUGCCUCUGGUCUCAGAGCUGGUUCUGGAGGUUAUUCCUACCUGUAUGAGCCACUAUGGUGGAUUGGCAUGAUUACAAUGAUUGUUGGUGAAAUUGCCAACUUUGCAGCUUAUGCAUUUGCACCAGCUAUUCUGGUCACUCCUCUUGGCGCGCUUAGCAUCAUUAUCAGUGCUGUCCUAGCACAUGUUAUCUUACGAGAGAGGUUACACAUUUUCGGGAUUCUUGGUUGUGCUUUAUGUGUAGUUGGAUCAACCGCAAUUGUAUUACAUGCUCCUCAAGAACGUGAAAUUGAAUCUGUCAAGGAAGUAUGGGAACUUGCGACUGAGCCAGCUUUUCUUCUCUAUGCUGCUUUUGUCGUAGGAGCAGUUUCCAUAAUCAUUGUUCGUGUUAUACCUCAGUAUGGCCAGACUCAUGUUAUGGUUUAUAUAUCAGUUUGUUCACUUGUAGGAUCGCUGUCGGUCAUGAGUGUCAAAGCACUUAGCAUUGCUCUGAAGCUAACAUUCUCAGGAACAAAUCAGUUGGUGUAUCUCCAAACAUGGGCCUUUGCCUUGGUUGUGGUUACCUGUGUGAUCAUGCAGAUGAACUAUUUAAACAAGGCUCUUGAUACAUUCAACACGGCGGUUGUAUCACCUAUAUACUAUGUGAUGUUUACCUCCUUGACCAUUUUGGCCAGUGUAAUCAUGUUUAAGGAUUGGGAUCGGCAGAAUGCAACUCAAAUUGUUACUGAAAUGUGUGGUUUUGUGACUAUCCUUUCUGGAACUUUUCUUCUUCAUAAAACAAAGGACAUGGUUGAGGGUUCAUCAUCAUCUCUUCCGCUGAGCCUCCCCAAGCACGACGAUGGAGAAUAUGAACACCAACCUGAAGGAACCCCUCUUCGACGUCAAGCAUCUAUUCGACAGAUGUAGCUAGCUAGCUGUAUUUCGUGAUUCAUCAGUCUACUGCCACACGAAAAACGCAUAUAUUCUUUGGGGGCUGAGGAACUCGGCACCGUUGACCUGCUUAUCAGCAAUGGAUUUAGCUGAUCGGUCUUAUUCCGUAAGAAAAAAAUGAGCAAGGAUGACCAAAAUCCAACCUCUACGAAAAAUGAAAUGAGCACUUUGAGCGGCAACCGUUUUGCUCUCCCCUUUUGGUAUCGGUGAAGCACCCGUGUUGGGGAAACAUAAUUUUGUGCACAUUAUUGAACAAUACAAUGGAUUACCUUCAAAAUUUACAAAAAUAGAUGCAGAUUUUCGUGGACGCUGGAUUGAUGAUCGAUGGAAAGGGAAGUUUUGACAUGCUCGAACACAUUGAAGGAAAAACCAUAAUUUCCAGCAUCAAUUAGUUUGAAGUUUCGACAUAGCGUUUCACAUUCUUCUGGACUUGUUUUUCCAACAAAUUAACAGGGAACAUGUUGAAUGGUAGUAUUAUAUUGACCCAAAUACCAUCCUUUUCUUUUCCUUAUAUUGUAACUAGAAUCAAAAACAUGUGGAACAUUAACAGAUUUUGUUACACGAGUGAAGUUUGUUUUGAUCUUUA
This is a messenger RNA of Mercurialis annua (annual mercury), 2047 nucleotides long. Its product is annotated as probable magnesium transporter NIPA4. Gene Ontology annotation, biological process: magnesium ion transport. Bases 412 to 1437 code for a protein of 341 amino acids. Gene Ontology annotation, molecular function: magnesium ion transmembrane transporter activity. Gene Ontology annotation, cellular component: membrane. The transcript has 9 exons. The record is from RefSeq and is a predicted model, not a curated record. Lineage: Eukaryota; Viridiplantae; Streptophyta; Magnoliopsida; Malpighiales; Euphorbiaceae.